AAAAGGCAAGAAAAUAUGAAUGAAACAAAAGUCUCAGCCACCAGUGGCAAUGAGUUGCAAAAUGAGACAAACAGUAAUCAGACAGUGCAAAAAGAAGAAGAUUCAACAGCUGAAGCUUAUUUAGAUCAUUUAUUAAAUAAUGGCUGCAACGAGGGUGAUAGCGAGUAUGAAAUGGAAAUGCCCUCUUGGUAUAAUGAUACGCUAUUCAGAGAGGGGCAAACAUACAUGAGCAAAUAUCGUUUCGUUUUGCAAAGCGGUAUGUUGGCGGGCUUAAUUGCUGUACUCUCUGUACCGUCUAUAUUAAAAGUGUUAAUGUGCACACGGCAAUCAUCAACACCAAGUACGGCCUAUAGACGCUAUUUACGUACAAUAUUGCAUACGCAAGCCUGGUAUGAGUAUCCGCCGGAACCAAGAAAUUCGAAAUUUUGGAUCAGCUUACGAGCGGUCAGAAAAGCUCAUUCACGCUCAAGUCGAGCUUGCGCUAAACUCGGGUCCGGCAUGAUAACGCAAAAGGAUUUAGCUUUAACCCAAUUCGGUUUUAUUGGAUUCAUUACCUUGGGUGCAUAUCGUAUUCAAUUAUAUGAUCAGGAAUUUCUCGAGGCGACUAGUCACAUGUGGCGAGUCUUAGGCUACUUAUUGGGCAUUAAGGAUGAGUAUAACAUAUGCGGUAAAAAUUGGAGUGAAACAAAUUUGCGAUUAGACAUAGUGCUGCGUAAAGUGUAUAUACCAGCUUUGGAAAAUGCUUCCAAAGAUUUUGAAGAUGCCACCAAAGCAUUAUUACAUGGUUUAUGGCCGGUAAAUACCAGUUUAACCGUCGGCUCAUAUCUAUUUAUGACAAAACGUUUGGCUUGUGUUAAAGGUUAUGAAUAUUAUGAAUUUGAUCAUCGGCCCGGGGCACAACGCGAUCCCAAUCAGCAUCUUUACUAUAAAGAUUUAAAUUGGUGGGAUCGGUUCAUCGUAUUUUAUGGCCUAUUUCUUGUCACUUAUCUACAUAAAUAUAAUGCUGUGCGUUGGUAUCUUAACUUCAGGGUAUGGCUAAAUGAACAAAUUUCAUAUUAUGUACCCUAUGUUGCGAUGUUUAUGUUCGGUUUCAAAUUGGCCUUUGUACGUAUUUUCACUAAGGCUGGAUCGGAAAAUGAUUUUAAAUAUCAUUUAAAAAUAGAAUAGUAUACACAUGUACAUACGCACAUACACACAUAUAUAUAUAU
Messenger RNA from Glossina fuscipes, 1208 nucleotides. RefSeq lists its product as uncharacterized. NCBI's taxonomy places the organism in Eukaryota, Metazoa, Arthropoda, Insecta, Diptera, Glossinidae. The coding region runs from base 16 to 1167 and encodes 383 amino acids. The record is from RefSeq and is a predicted model, not a curated record. The transcript is spliced from 3 exons.